Trichoderma asperellum CBS 433.97 is the source of this 494-nucleotide messenger RNA. NCBI's taxonomy places the organism in Eukaryota, Fungi, Ascomycota, Sordariomycetes, Hypocreales, Hypocreaceae. The record is from RefSeq and is a predicted model, not a curated record.
CCUAGUACUCCGUAGGAUUAACAAAAUUCCAAAUUACAUGCAACUAUUGUUACUAUGGGCUGCAAUCAACGGCCACUUUCAGCAUCCUAGUGACGGCUUUUAUCGCCUCAAACUUCUCCCGCACUUCGGCUUGAGUGACAAGACGCGAAACCCCGCGUUCCUACGGCAAAGCAAGACACUGACUCGUGAAUUCACCUGGUGACAUGCAAGCGCGUGAAGAAGCGACGGCGAUAGUGAUGAGGAAAUUUGCGGGAUCGGAAACAGGCUAUUUUCGUUCUAUUCUUUUGCUUUUUUGCUUUUUUAGCCACUGGGUGUGCCACAAAAACCAAACUGCCGCCCUCGGCAACUUUGGCAUCACGCCGCAAAUGGCCGCAGAGAAGAAGAAGAAGAAGGAGAGGAUAGAACGGAUGGUACAGUAGAAACCGAAAUGAGUGUCCGCUUUUUUAAUGCAAAGUUUUUCUCGCAGUGUGGCUGAUACCGUGCGCAGCUUUCAA